Molecule: messenger RNA, 759 nt
Organism: Entrophospora sp. SA101
Lineage: Eukaryota; Fungi; Glomeromycota; Glomeromycetes; Entrophosporales; Entrophosporaceae
Source: the annotation of a GenBank genome assembly
AUGCUAUUUCUGCCUCCACUACUUCCACUUCUUCCACUUCUUCCACAACUCGUCUUCCUUCUUCAUUUUCUAACACCUUACGUUUCAUCCUCUUGUCCUUCAGAUUUCAUGGCGGAAAGCAUGUCCGGGAUACUAAAAACUCACCAACCGCCAAAAUACGUGAAUUGGAACUAUAUUCCAUUACCAGAACUGGUGUAUUUUGUUCAGAAAGUUACCACCAGAGCACAAAUUGAUGUACAAACCGCAAUAUCUGCGUUGAUUCUUGUCGCAAGACUAAAACAAAGACUCCCAAAACAUGCUCACGGUGAAUAUGAAACAUGCCACAAACUAUUUUUAUCCGCAAUACUUGUAUCUUCUAAAUACUCGAGGAAUAAUCAUCGGCGCAACGAUAAUGACAACAACAAUAAUUCAUAUACCUCUCCUCCUACUCUCCCUCCUACCAAUUCUUCAAAUAACAAUGAUGCUAUUUCAUCUUCAUCUGAAAUUUAUGAAUAUAAUCAAGAUGACGAUGUAAAUUACCACACUCAUUAUCACAAUUAUUAUCAAGAUAAUGUUAUAUUAAAUAAUAAUGAUGAUGAUAUAAAUGUUCGUCAUCAUCAGGAAGAGAUUGAUAAUGAGGAAGAAAUCUUGGACGAAGAUGAAAAUGACAAUGUCGAAAAUGAAGAUGACCAUGACAACAUUACAAAUCAAAGGAUGGCCGAAAUAUCAGGAAUUUAUACAGUACAGGAGGAAAAUAAAUAUGCUUUGGGAAUGUGUUGA